AUGUCUAAGCGGCUGCGGCUUUCAAUCUUCUCACGGAAAGACAGAGACAUAAUCAGUUCUCUCCCUGACUCCAUUCUUUACCACAUUCUCUCAUUUCUUCCGACUAAAGACGCUGCUGCCACAAGCGUCCUCGCUAAACGGUGGAAACCACUAUGGUUCUCACAGCUCAACCUCCACUUCGACGACAAAUACUUCCCAGACGCAUUCGCCUUUCGUCAAUUCCUCUACUCCAUCAUCACCAUUCGAGAUAACACUCUACCAAUCCAUUCAUUCCACCUUACCUGUUGUCACCACGGUUUCUACUACAGAAAAGAUUUCUACAAUGCUGUUUAUGCCGCAAUUACACGACGAGUUCAAAACCUCAGCAUUGAUCUCUGUUACCAUGACCGCUACGGCAUAAUGAGAUUGCCUACUUUGGUUCUAACUACCAAAACCUUGUCAGUCCUCAAAUUGAAGAGAGUAAAACUAAUAAUGAAGAAGAAGGAUCAUGAUGUUGUUGUUGAUCUUCCCUAUCUCAAAGUUCUUCACUUAGAAUCUGUCUGUUUCACAUAUUAUCAAGAUAUCAUCAAACUUCUUUCUGGCUGUCCCAUUCUAGAGGACUUCCAAGCAAAGGAUUUAAUCGUAAAGUCUUCGCGAUUAAAUCCUUUGCUUCCUAGCGGUAGAGAUGCUCUAAGCAUUUCCAAUUUGGUCAGAGCUAACAUUUCCUCUGCUGGUAUUGAGCUUGAUUGGCUUCGUAACGCCCACCAUCUCCGCAUACAAGUGUGGAGGAACUAUUGUUUAAAUGGCAUGUUUCACAACUUAGCCUAUAUGGAGCUGACAUUCAAAUUACCCUAUCCAACGGGGUUUACGAAGUGGACCUGGCUGACAAAACUUCUUCAAAAAUCUCCCAAGCUACAAACUCUUAUCAUUGAUGAGAUUAAUGUUGAUACAAUUCCAUAUUACAAUUGUGGAGAAUGGAGGGAACCAAGAACCGUUCCAGAAUGCCUUUCAUCUCAUCUUACAACAUGCACAAUUAGAAAUUAUAGCCGCUUCAACUGCGGGUGUAUAGGAUAUGUUGAAGAAGUUGCACAUAAGAUGGGCAAGAACAACUCCCUUAUGUUUCAAUGGCCGUGGAAUGGAUGCUUACAGGCAUUCCUUGCUUUCUGUUCUGAUGAAUCAGUCUCCUCUAAGGCUUCCCUUGAUUUAUCCAUUAAUCAAUCACACUUCAAGUCCAACGUGAAUACCCUCCAGAAAUGCAAUGUACAGAGUACAAUAGUGGCUCCAAAUACUGAUGUUGAUGAUCUUCAGGCAGAUACUUUUAAUAAGGAUAGUGAUAAUUUAAUAGAUGAUUUGGAACUAAGAUUCUCAUAUAUCACUACCUCACCCGAAGGAAGCUCUGAAGACGAUGCGAGGAAUUCCUCACAAAAACUUGAUUCCUCUUCUAUUUGGUUAUUUUUGUAUUUCACAAUAAUGCCAUAUGCUGUAUCUUAUGUACCAAGUUGA
Trifolium pratense (red clover) is the source of this 1482-nucleotide messenger RNA. Its product is annotated as F-box/FBD/LRR-repeat protein At4g26340-like. Gene Ontology annotation, molecular function: protein binding. Bases 1 to 1482 code for a protein of 493 amino acids. The transcript has 9 exons. Lineage: Eukaryota; Viridiplantae; Streptophyta; Magnoliopsida; Fabales; Fabaceae. The record is from RefSeq and is a predicted model, not a curated record.